This is a messenger RNA of Coregonus clupeaformis (lake whitefish), 2534 nucleotides long. RefSeq names its product E3 ubiquitin-protein ligase TRIM21. The record is from RefSeq and is a predicted model, not a curated record. The coding region runs from base 574 to 2220 and encodes 548 amino acids. The transcript is spliced from 2 exons. NCBI's taxonomy places the organism in Eukaryota, Metazoa, Chordata, Actinopteri, Salmoniformes, Salmonidae. Gene Ontology annotation, molecular function: zinc ion binding; protein binding.
CCCAGUUGUCUUGAAAGCGCCAUGAGUCAACAAGGGAGAGGCUAUACGGACAUGCCUGGUGCCCAAAAUGUAUGUCGCGCAGCGAGAGUUGAGUGGAAACGAACGGAUUCGGUUCAGUCAGUCAGUCGUCCAAAUGAUCCCUCCCCAGAUAUCUAGUUUAUGCUUGUGGCUAGAAAACAAACUUGUCUGCCUAAGUUGAGACUUGUAAGAGUUAGGAAAAUAAAUUGGGCAGGUAGCUAACUCUUUCUAACAUUUGCAGUUCCUCUUUCUCUCUCUAUUUUAACCCUGUAUAAUCAGUUUAAUUUUUUCUGCAUUUCUAACUGGAAAUUCUGGAUACGUGCCAGUUCUGAGCAGGGAUUGAGGAAAAGGAGGGCGGAAAGGAGAUAGUGAAGGAAAGAGGGAGUCAGUGAAGAGAGGGGCCUCCUGAUGUAAUUUUACUGAAGUGAAAGUAAACUAAAGCAGGGCAUUGCAUACCGAAACAAAGUCUGCUGCUCCUCACAAGGCUAACAACAACACAGCAGCACGGUGUCCAACAUUCAACAAGAAAACAGGAAAACUCCCACACACUCAGAUAUGGCGUCCCCUCGCAGUCUCUUGCUCAAAGAGAAGAUAAUGUGCUGUAUCUGUCUGGAUGUGUUCACUGAGCCAGUCACUACUCCAUGUGGUCACAACUUCUGCAAGGCCUGUAUCAGCGGAUACUGGAAUAGGACUGGCCUGUGUCAGUGUCCAAUGUGUAAGGAUAUGUUUUACAGAAAACCUGAGCUCAAAAUCAACACAACACUCAGAGAUGUUGCAGAUCAUUUUAAGAGGAUGAGAGACAGAGACAGAGAUGAGUCCUUUGUUGAGCCAGGAGAGGUGGCCUGUGAUGUCUGCACUGGGAGAAAGCACAAGGCCCUGAAGUCCUGCCUGGAGUGUCUGACCUCUUACUGUGAGACUCACCUGCAGCCUCAUUAUAGAGUUGCUGGUCUAAAGAGACACAAGCUGAUCGAACCUGUGGAGAACCUGGAAGACAGGAUGUGUAAGAAGCACGAGAGACUCCUGGAGAUGUUCUGUAGGACUGACCAGACGUGUGUGUGUAAGUUCUGCACUGAGACAGACCACAAGACUCACCUCACCGUCCCUCUAGAGGAAGAGUUUGGACAAAGGAAGGCUCAGCUGGUGAAGACUGAGGCAGAAGUUCAGCAGAUGAUCCAGGACAGACUGCAGAAGGUUCAGGAGAUCAAACACUCAGUAAAGCUCAGCAAGAAAGAUGCAGAGAGAGAGAUGGCACACACCGUAUAUGUCUUCACUGCUCUGGUGUGCUCCAUUGAGAGAAGCCAUGCUGAACUCCUUGAGGUGAUUAGGGAGAAGCAGAAAGCAACCCAGCGGCAGGCUGAGGGGCUCAUUGAAGAGCUAGAGCAGGAAAUCACUGAGCUACAGAGGAGACGUACUGAGCUGGAGCAGCUGUCACACACUGAGGACCAACUCCACCUCCUCCAGAGCUCCCCACCCCUCUGUCACCUUCCUCCCACCAAGGACUGGUCUCAGAUCUGUGUUCACAGUGAUUUGUGUGUGGGCAACAUGAUGAGGAGAGCUCUGUCUAAGUUGAAGGAGACUGCGAGGGAAAUUUCGGAGCUUCAGAAGGAAGUCAAUAAAGCAAUGGAGAAAUUGUGUGACGCUGAGCUGAAGUGUAUGCAGCAGUAUGCAGUGGAUGUGACUCUUGAUUCUGGAACAGCAUUUUCAUUCCUUGUUCUUUCUAAGGACAGGAAACAAGUGGGAUGUGGAGACACAAGACAGGAACUCCUUGAUCACACAAAGAGAUUUAACAAUAGUUUCUCUGUCCUGGGUAAGGAGGGUUUCUCCUCUGGGAGAUUCUACUAUGAGGUGCAGGUAAAGGGGAAGACAUGGUGGUGGCUAGGAGUAGCCAGAGAGUCCAUCGACAGGAAGGGGAGUUCAAACCUGAGCUCUGAUGGACUCUGGACUGUGUGGCUGAAUGGCAAGAAUGGGUAUGGAGCCAGCACUUACUACCCUGUCCCUCUCUCCCUGAGAGAGAAGCCCCAGAAGGUGGGGGUGUUUGUGGAUUAUGAGAAAGGUCAGGUCUCCUUCUAUGAUGUGGAGGCCAAGUCUCAUAUCUACUCCUUCAAUGGAUGCAACUUCACUGAGAAACUCUAUCCAUAUUUCAACCCCUAUCUUAGCUGUAGUGGUGAAAACUCAGCCCCACUGGUCAUCUCCAAGUUGUGACUAAAUUGUAAAAUGUUCAGCACUUGAUUAGUUUGGAAUACUACAGAUCAAGAUUGUUGUGUGUGCAUCUCAAACUGUAUAAAGUAUAAUCCCUUACCUCCCAUGGACAAAGGUUUUGAAAAUGUUCCCUCAGCAUUGCAAGUAUUGAGAGCAAGACUGAUGGUUCUGAGUGAUGUCAGAAUGUUGGUCAGAUCUAAACUGUAAAGAGAGAUACAAGUCUAUUUUGACACGCUCUUCUGUAUAUCAAAUUUAAUUUGUCAAAUACAACAAGUGUAGACUUUACUGUGAAAUGCUUACUUACGAGCCCUAACGAU